CUUUGGGGUUUGUGCUGCUGCCUUUUUACCACCAAAGACUCCGGAUCCUGGCCUCUGUGACUCCUCUACAAGAAGACAGGAGGGUUUUGAUUGAUCGUUUGGUUUUUGGGAUCGCUAUGGAGCUGGAGAAUAUUGUGGCCAACACAGUCCUGCUGAAAGCCAGAGAAGGAGGUGGAGGGAAGCGGAAAGGGAGGAGUAAGAAAUGGAAAGAGAUCCUCAGAUUCCCACACAUCAGCCAGUGUGACGACCUUCGGAAAGGCCUGGAAAGGGACUACAGCAGCCUGUGUGACAAGCAGCCCAUCGGCCGGCUGCUCUUCCGUCAGUUCUGCGAGAGGCGGCCAGAGCUGCAGCGCUGCAUCCACUUCCUGGAUGCUGUGAUCGAUUACGAGCUCUCCCCGGAUGAGCGGCGCAAGGAGAUGGGCGACGAGAUCAUCCGAAGGUUCUUUAAAAGCGAGUCUUCAGACUACAUGCCGGAAAUCAGCCAGGCCCUCAUGAACCAGUGCAUGGAGAACCUGCAGAAAAGUGCCUGUAAAGACCUCUUCAGCAGCUGUCUGCACCCUAUGCACGAGUACCUGAGCGGCGCGCCCUUCGCCGACUAUCGGGACAGCAUGUAUUUCGACCGGUUCCUGCAGUGGAAGUACUUGGAAAGGCAGUCGGUGACCAAGGACACCUUCCGGCAGUACCGGAUCCUGGGCAAGGGGGGCUUUGGAGAGGUCUGUGCCUGCCAGGUACGAGCGACAGGCAAGAUGUACGCCUGCAAGAAGCUGGAGAAGAAGCGGAUCAAGAAGCGGAAAGGGGAGGCGAUGGCCCUGAACGAGAAGCAGAUCCUGGAGAAAGUCAACAGCAGGUUUGUGGUCAGUCUGGCCUACGCCUACGAGACGAAGGACGCGCUCUGCCUGGUGCUGACCAUCAUGAACGGGGGCGACCUCAAGUUCCACAUCUACAACAUGGGCAACCCCGGCUUCGAGGAUGAACGUGUCAUCUUCUACGCCGCCGAGAUCUGCUGCGGGCUGCAGCACCUGCACCAGGAGGGCAUUGUCUACAGGGAUCUGAAGCCAGAGAACAUCCUGCUGGAUGAUGACGGACACAUCCGGAUCUCGGACCUGGGGCUGGCCAUUAAGAUUCCGGAGGGCGAGAUGAUCCGUGGCCGCGUCGGGACCGUCGGCUACAUGGCUCCGGAGGUGAUUAACAACGAGCGCUACACCUUCAGCCCAGACUGGUGGGGGCUGGGCUGCCUGAUCUACGAGAUGAUCGAGGGGCAGUCGCCGUUCCGCGCCCGCAAGGAGAGGGUGAAGCGGGAGGAGGUGGAGAAGCGGGUGCAGGAGGAGCAGGAGCUGUAUUCCGACAAGUUCACCGAGGGCACCAAGGCCAUCUGCAAGAUGCUCCUGACCAAGGACCCGAAGCAGCGACUGGGCUGCGGGGAGGACGGGGCCGCCCAGGUGAAGCAGCAUCCAUUCUUCAGGGCCAUCAACUUCAAGCGCCUGGAGGCCGGGGUCAUAAAGCCGUCGUUUGUGCCAGAUCCUCGGGCCGUGUACUGCAAGGACGUGCUGGACAUCGAGCAGUUCUCCACCGUCAAGGGCGUCAACCUGGACCAAACGGACAGUGAUUUCUAUGCCAAAUUCGCCACGGGCAGCGUCUCCAUCCCCUGGCAGAAUGAGAUGAUAGAGACGGAGUGCUUUAAAGAUCUGAAUGUGUUUGGACCAAAUGGGAUGCGCUCCCCGGAUCUGGACUGGAAGCAGCUCCCCGAGCCGCCCAAGCGCAGCCUGCUUCAGCGGCUCUUCCGGCGGCACCCGGCUGACUACACCAUCAGCACCAACACACACUCCAACCUCACAGCGGGCGUGAACUCGCAUCCUCCCACGGCCAACUCCGUCUGCCAAGGCCGGGCCAUGGCACAGGCGCCUUCCUGACCCUCCCUUCUACCAUGGAGACCCUGCUCCGUUAGAGCCAGCACGGGCAGGCCCGGAGCUUGCCCGUGGAGCUACCCUCCUUGCCUUCUCAGGGUUACCGUGGAUGUGAAGCUGAGGCUGUUGGAGCCAGAGCUGGGGUGAGGGUGCUUUCCAUCACCCUGCCCUGCUGGGCUGAGUCACUCAUGGAGACCAGGUGGGAAGAUGCAGCCCCCCCGCAGGACCGCGUGCCAGAUACUCUCGCUGCACCUCAUCCCAUCCGCUUGCCUCUGGGUACCGCCACCAGAGCUGGCUCAGUCCUGCUCCCGGAGGCGCAUCGCUCUGGCACAGCCACAUGCUAGACACAGACUGCGCAAGGGAGCCUGUGUGUGUGUGUGUGUGUGUGUGUGUGUGUGUGUGCGAGGGUGGAGUCGGCGUUCAUUGGCACCAAUAGCUUCCUUGCCGUGCUCACUGGGGUGGCCUCCCACUCUGCCGCCGUGGUUCCUGCUGCGAACCCUGCCCUGGGAGGUACUGUCGGCAUUGUGCCCACCCUGCAUCUGUCAGGAGAAGGGUGCUCCCUGCUGGUGUCACCCCACUGUCUGCGGGGUUUGGGAGAGAGGAGGGGUGGGGCUCACAGCCCGAGUGGGAGCCCCUAGCUGCUCAGGCUGAACAGGGGCCAGCCAUAGCCAGCUGGCUGCAGAGACCAGGGGGCAGGUGUGCAGUGUGUCUUGUAGCUGCUUGGCCCCUUUCAGUCCAGGCAGGAUCUUUCCUGUUCUAGCACCGCCCCUGCCUCCCACCAGCACCGAUAGAGGGGCUCAGCCAGCCGUGUCCUGCCAGCGCAGGGGAAUCCGGAGUUAUGGUUUGCUAAAGAAGGGCAAAAAUGUCUGAACUGAAGGUGGAGCUCGUGUGACUGAACUCUCCACCUUGCUGCUCCCCUCUGGCGGGGCUGCGGGUCAGGACUGAGGGGCACCAGUAGAGCUCUGGGCUGGGGGCUCCCAGGGCUGGGAUGGGGGUGUGUG
Molecule: messenger RNA, 2905 nt
Organism: Mauremys reevesii (Reeves's turtle)
Lineage: Eukaryota; Metazoa; Chordata; Testudines; Geoemydidae
Product: G protein-coupled receptor kinase 5-like
Exons: 17
Coding region: 117-1910 (597 amino acids)
Biological process (GO): regulation of signal transduction; signal transduction; protein phosphorylation
Cellular component (GO): cytoplasm
Molecular function (GO): ATP binding; G protein-coupled receptor kinase activity
Source: RefSeq, a predicted model, not a curated record